UUGGGUGUCCGUCCAGUCGAGCCGCUUGCCUAGUCAUGACCCCAGUAUUCGGUCGAGGCAGGAGGGGACUUUGCAGUCUAAAGUCUUGGUCGUACCUCCUGCCCUGAUCAUGGGCAUGCCCUCAUGUUUCGUCAUUUGCAUCCGCUGUCGACCGAACGGCAACCUAGGGAUCGGUUGUUGCAACUCGAACUUUGGAACAAUCUAAUUGAUUCAGCGAGCUCAAGUAUGUUCCCUGAUUUGCAGCAAGUUGACCAUUCGAGCCAGAAACGUACUCAAACCCAAGUAGUACACACCUCGCUAUGCCUCUCCCACCGUUCAAGCUGCCCACAGCGGAAAGUUCAACAUCCGCCCUCGCUCGGCCGAGCAAGAACAAGAAGAACAUAGGUGGGAACGUCUCCCAGUCGUCCAUCUUUGAUCUCAAGGGACUUGUAUCGGAACAUCAGAGCACGUUUCAGAAAGAAGGGAGGGAAGCUGUCAAGGGGGAAGCUGGAGCGAGACGGGGCAGGAUUGGGGAGCUCUCGAAAGACCGGUUCUCCCGCCCGUCACCCAAUCUCGGAAAACGUUUGGCUCAACAAGCAGAGAACGAUGCGAAACGCGCUCGGAUCUACGAUGAUCAGGAGCGGAUCACGGAGCAUGAGAGGCAGGAGAUCAUGAGGCUCAAAGCUGAGCGGUAUGAGAAGUUGAGGCGGGGAGAAGAGGCUCCAUCUAAGGAGAGUGCGAUCGAUUUUGAUCGGAAACAAGAGGAAGAAGAAGGAUACGGUCAUUGGUCUGAUCACGCUUCAGAUGUGGAUGAGAGCGCUUUGGUACCGGACCAUCUCAAACAUCUGCCGCCUCAACCGGAAUAUCACGAAAACGACAACGAAGAAGUGGAAUACAUAGACGAGAUGGGAAGGACCCGAAAAGGAACUCGCAGAGAAGCGAGGGAAGCCGAGGCGGCCAAAGCUAGCGGAGGAGCUCGGGGCAACGAGAGGGAGGAGCGCCAAAGAGAAGAUCAGGUCACAGGUGCAGGCGGCGAUGAAAGUGUCGGAGUGGCUCAUGCCGAGGUCUUGCAAUCAAACGUCAUCUAUGGCGAACAAUCGUUCUUCCCAGUCUACGAGCCCACACAAGAAGAAUUGAAAGCUCGAUACAAAGUCGCUGAAGGGGGUCCGAUGGUAGAUCAUUACGACGCCAAGAAAGAAGUCCGGACGAAAGGAGCAGGUUUCUACCAGUUUGCACAGGAUGAGGAAGUCAGGAGACGACAGAUGGAAGAGCUGAAACAGCAGCGGGGCGAGACCGAACAAGCUCGGGCGGGAAGCAACUCGAGAGGAGGAACGGGCGAACCAGCUGCACCCGUACUGAGUGCUGCGCAAGAGGCAAAGAAACGCAAGUUGGACGAACGGAGGGCUCUGAUCGAAGCCAAGCGGCAGAAGAUGCUCGGAGGGAAAGAAGCGGUAGAGCAGAAGAAGAAGGAGAUACAAGAUCGGGCGGUGGAUGCGUUAUUACGCUCGGUCGAACAGGAGAUGGAGGGAGAGAAGACGUAGCAUGCUAGAUGUGUCAUAUACCGAGUCGCUCCCAGGCGGGCGUCUACAUGUCGUCGUUCGUCUGGUCUACAUCUUUGCAAGAUAAGACUGCAAGUCCGUUUACGUUCUCACGACGUCAUAACAUGACCUUGAGCCCAGCCCGCCAAACCCGACGGCUUUGACGGACUCUGAACGGAUCGGUCUCGGGAAGAGGGGGGAGAGAAAAAAUAGCGACGUCGUUCGGGUAACGGGCUACGUUUUGGGUCCGAGCCCGGUGGAAAUGAAUUUUGUGCGGAUAUUUCGGUGACUGUCGUCUUUUAGGUUUGAAUUCGUAUGCUGCGCAGACGAUGGUGUAUGGCACAACAGGUUGG
Filobasidium floriforme is the source of this 1870-nucleotide messenger RNA. RefSeq lists its product as uncharacterized. Gene Ontology annotation, cellular component: nucleus. The transcript has 8 exons. The coding region runs from base 300 to 1520 and encodes 406 amino acids. The record is from RefSeq and is a predicted model, not a curated record. NCBI's taxonomy places the organism in Eukaryota, Fungi, Basidiomycota, Tremellomycetes, Filobasidiales, Filobasidiaceae.